Molecule: messenger RNA, 5717 nt
Organism: Coregonus sp. 'balchen'
Lineage: Eukaryota; Metazoa; Chordata; Actinopteri; Salmoniformes; Salmonidae
Source: the annotation of a GenBank genome assembly
CACCCGCGAGACCUUUAAUCGGUUAAAGCUGAUGCCACUCAGUGGCCCCAGUCUUCUUAUUGGUUCGCAUUGGCUCAGGGGGCUUACCGUGGUGCGCAUAUAUAUGUCGUGUACACAGCAGCAUUUCCGUUCCGAUUCAGCUGCGGCACCGUCCAGUAACUACUGUCUGCACACGUGUAGUUUCACGAAUUUAAAAAACCGUUAAAUCCCAAUAAUGCCUAACCCCAGAGUUUACUUCGACAUCACUAUCGGCGAUACUCCCGCCGGAAGGAUUGAGAUGGAGGUAAGGAGUAGAGCAAAUCGGCUUUUUGCGACUAAAUUAACUUUCUGCUCUACUGAACUUUUUAGGUACCUUUUAAAAUAAUUGUUAAUUUCUCGUUCGGUCUACUCUAACUCGCUGCUAGGUAGUUGAAUGUACCCGGGAUGCUGUCAGACUCGGUUCCACGUGCUCCUCUUUAACGUGUUGACUAACUAAUUACUUGGCUGGCUAACAAGCAAACGUUAGUUUCAUUGAAAGCUCCUCAACUUUGCUCGUAGUUAACAGUACCUCGCUUGAUUUGCGUACAUUUUAAACGAUGUCUGUCAAUAAUUGAAAUUGUGGGUUAUAUUUGCUGUUAGUGUUUACUUUGGGCUUUAACACGAUAUUUGUGUUGCAAUGUUUUCAUACCGGUAAAUAAAUCGAAGUUCUUUCUGAAGCAGAGGUUGAAACACUUGGUAUAAAAUGUAUUUCGCUUUCGCUAUGACUUACUCAAAUGUUACUGCAAUCUUGGAAGACAUGUGAACGUAAAAUGUUUAUUUGCAUUGAUUCGAUUAACAUAACUAGCCAGGCUAUGUACUGUAGCUAACUAGUCACCGCACAUGCCAUUUUAGCCGGUCGCCAUUUUCAGCAUCAUUUUUUCGUCUCUCCAGAUGCCAUUUUGAAAAAGGAGGAUGCAGGUUUGGAAGGGAACAAAACGUACCAAAAAGUACUAACCGCAGGCUGUUUUGAUUACGUACAAUCGCUGGAAUUAAUUUAGUUUGAUAAAUCUGAAAUAUAUUAAUGCUGCCAUAUACCAGCCAUAUUUGCAUUUUAAAUUCAAGUUAAUGCACCAAGGAGCAUGUGGCCCAUGGGCCAUCUGCUAUCCGAUGUGCUGCGGUUAUGCGAUCUGUAUUUAUCGUUAUAACGUAGACUAUAUUUUGCAUAAGGCCAGACCUCUUCAGUCGUCUCACCAUGUGGUAAAAUCUCGCUGUUGUCAUUGUGACUGUUCAAUAAUCGUUUUCCAUUCAAACACAAGGCCCAAGAUAGCCCGGGUGCCCAAUAAACCCCUGCAUAUCCCCAGUGUCCAUUAACUUCACAAUAAGAUCUCAAUUUUACGUUAUUACAAUUUAGUGACAUCAAAUCUCAAGAUUUUGAAUUGAAGUUGUAGGUGGAGUGUUGGCACCAGAACGCACGUCCCAUGCUUGCACAUUUUGUUUCAUCUUCCAGUAGCACGUGGACAUGAAGGCACGCUUGUCCACCCGCAAGGCCUCCGCGAAAUCCAGGAGUAUCAAAUGCUAAUCCUUUUUCAGAUUAAACAUUUCACAGUAUCUUUCAAAUGGCAAAAGGGACUGUAGUGGUUUACUCUUCUAGCGGUGACUUUUGAUGCGAUUUUACAACUUGGGGUCUCCAAACCCUUUGUCAUCUGGUGGGAGGGAGCACGUGUGUCCAUGUAGCUGACGCCAUUGUUUGACGCGGAGGCCAUGCUGGCGCCAGUAGGAGGCCUUUGGUUUGGUGGUGCUUGCCAAACUAAAGGUAGCCAGGCCAGCGAGCAAGCCUGUUAGAUGUUUGUCCAAAUCAGAUUCGGGAUCAAUAGGGCAUGGGACACAACUGACCUUAGAUCAGCCUCUAUGGGGCUUGGGCAACUUGAUCCUAUGGCAUUGGCGAACUCCAGCGGUGGAGUGGGUUGUCCUUAGUUACCACAGCCACAAAGUCAAUGGUCUUUGUGAUACAUUCAUGACAAACAUUUGCUCUUUGGUCUUAAUCUAAGGUUAACAGUGGGGAUAGGUUUUAAAAUCAAGCGUUUAAAAAUAUAUAUGUUAGUAAUGUGUGCUUAGCCAUUGACUUUGUGGCUGUGGUAACUGGUGACUUCGCUUUUCUGCGUAAACUUGUUCCUCUGAGUGGAAAAGUACUAGCUCCAGAUGUGGGUGUGUCUGGGGCUAGAAGGGAGGAGAGCUGCUGUGUAGCCUGCGCCUGGUGUUCAAUGCAGAGGCCCUCCCAUCACUGUAGCUGCCCAGUGGUGGGUAAGGCAAGUUGUGAAGGGGCCUAUAUGUUGCUGUUAUCACUUUCCACAGAUGGCUGACACUUGUCAGGAAUAUAAUUGACUGUAACUGGCCCCUAGACACGGAUCUAAUGUCUUCCCAUCCCUCCUAAUGUAUUCAAAAUGUUUUGUGUAAACUGAUCCAUGAUCAGUGCCUUACGGGAAAGUAUAAUUUAAACUUAUACCAUGAGUGUUUAGCUGAUAGUGUAAUGUGAGCAGGUAGAUUGUAUAAGGCAAUAUGAGAUGGUGCACACUGCUCAUGUGGUGGAAUUCUGACAUCCUUGCCUGUAGCUGUGGUUGCCAGUUGUUGCUAGUCUGUUGCCGGGACUGUCACAAGGUAGGUUGGAAAUGAACAGCUUCUGUAGAGCUGCACCUAUCUCGCACAACCAGUGUGUUAUCAUUCUCACAUGGGAGUUCUGGUGGAUCAGAACGGAUGGAACGGAAUGAGAACACAACACCUUGAACAGACGUUGUCUAGCCCCAGUCUGCCUUGGUUCCUGUAGUCAAUGCUUUAACGGUCUUUCACUUCCAACCCUGCCUUACCCUCACCUUGCUCAUUAGUGACAACUGGUGCUCUUUCUGCAUGCUGUUUCCUCUUCAUUGAUUGUGUAUGCUAAUGAAAAGCCCUCUUUUCUUGCAGCUUUUUGCUGAUGUUGUCCCCAAGACAGCAGGUAAGACUGCUUCAAUAAUUGAAACUUCCUGAAUAAUUCACAUUCUCUGCAAAUGAUGUUUAUCUCACGAUGGUCUUCCAAACCUUGUGGUUGUGACGACACUGCCUAAUGGCAACAACUGAUGCAGUCUAAUCAUACCAACACUCCACUCAGCCCCUUCCAAUGGUGCCUCUGUCAUGUCCCACCAUAUAUACAAUGAACCGCUGAUGCGUGUAAAUGCAAAAGGGCAAGGCUGCUUCCGCAAAGUAAGCAGUAGCAGAGUGUGGCCCGCUGUGAAUGGGUUUACUAGGCAGAGUGGGGCCCCAGCCUAUUGUUAGUCCUCAUGGCCUGGUUGACAGCCUGUGAACUAAGCCCUGCAGACAUGGCCUAUUUGCUGCCUCUGCAACGGACUGGGGUUACGAUGCACAACAUGUGGUUAGGUAGCAAACUUGUUUUAGUGAUGUCAUACAUUGGGGCGUUUUGUUUCAAUCUGAGUGAUUCUAUUUAUUCAGUAAUUGCAAUGCUUUAUCACCCAAAAAGCCUUGGCUUGUACGUCACUGCUCUGUUUCAAAGAUGUAAUGCAAGUGUAUUUGGAAUAACCAACCUUGUCAGUCUUGAUAUUUCAAUGAUCAGUAGCAUUUUCUCUCUUUAAGCAACCUUUAUGCCUUUAAGCAGCUAUGCCCAGUCACUGAUAGUAACAUUGCCUGUUUUUCCCCCCCCCAGAGAACUUCCGUGUCCUGUGCACUGGGGACAAGGGGUUUGGCUACAAGGGCUCCAGCUUCCAUCGCAUCAUCCCCGGUUUCAUGUGCCAGGUGAGUGGGGGGGUCGGGACCUGAACAUAGGUCAGCGUGUGUAUUCUGAGACGAUUUCUGAAUACAGGCACUGAUCUGACUAUAGCUGACUGCUUCAACCAGACUCAAUGCUAGACCCCCACCCACCAUAUGGUUAAUUGACAGAAAUGUAGUGAAUAAUUUACGUGUUCUCUGCAAGUGAUGUUUUUCUCACGAUGGUCUUCCAAACCUUGUGGUUAUGACGACACUGCCAAAUGGCAGAACUGAUGCAGUUGGGAUUCUUCUAGAAAAUAGGACCCUUUCCAGUGGCAUGAUUUUAGAGAAGGGCUAGUUAUACAAAAUAAAUGGUCAUGAUGUCCCUAACUCACUUUAUCUAUCCUGAUUGCCUAGUCACUUACCCCUGCUUACAUGUAGAUAUUAACUCAGUUAACUCAUACCCCUGCACAUUGACUCUGUACCGGUACGCCUUGUACAUAAUCUCAUUAUUUUGUUACGAUUUCCUUAUUUUUAUGCACAAAUAAUCGGGCUUGUAAGGAAGCGUGUUCAGCGCAUGUGACAAAAUUGUAUUUGAUUUCUUUGCCUACCUUCAGGGUGGUGACUUCACCAACCACAAUGGAACCGGGGGCAAGUCCAUCUACGGCAACAAGUUUGCUGAUGAGAACUUCACCCUGAAGCACACAGGCAUGGGCUGUCUGUCCAUGGCCAACGCCGGCCCCAACACCAACGGGUCCCAGUUCUUUAUCUGCACUGCUAACACCGACUGGUGAGGAACGCACACAGUUGAGACUGAUUUAAUUGAAAUUUCAUGUAAAAUUGAUACAUUCUCUGCAAGUGAUUAUCUCACGAUGGUCUUCCAAGCCUUGUGGUUGUGACGAGACUGUCAAAUGGCAACAGAGCUGAUGCCGUCACCACUCCUCAGCCCCGUCACCACUCAGACCCGUCAUUGGUGCCUCUCUGAUACAUGCGUGCGUGCACACCACUCGCGCUGUCAAAACAGGCAGCCCGAUUCUAAUUUUUUUUAUCCCCUCUCUCAGUAACUUUUAAAAAAUCAGAUCAGUUUUGAAAAAGAUGUGAUUGGUCAAAAGACCAAUUGGUUGAAGACAUUUUGGAAUUUGGCUGCUUGUGUAAAACACCCUAAUGCUCUGACAUGACUGAGAUGCUGCAACACUGGCUGAAAGGCAACUUGUAGCACACUGUAAAGUAGUGUCCUUCAGGGCAGCACACCACUGGGCUGCUAUGGUAAUUGUGUAACCAGUGAUUAUGGAUGAAGAGAAAUGGCAGUUUUAAUAUGGUUAUUGGAAUGUUUUGAUCAACGUUGUUUUCAAGUAGAUAUAGUUCACCCACUAGCCCUGCUGUAGUGCCUACUGCUAGGCUAACAUGCCAGGGAGGAGAAUGUCUAUUUUGCACUUUGAAUGGUUAUAACAAUGACAUUUGCCAGACAAAUGUUACUACAAACAUUCUUUCCUGUUUGCCCUAAACCUCAGGAAUACUGAGCACUGGUUGUUGGUCAAGGAAGAACACUGCUGUAACCUCUCUUUUAGCAUUGGUACCCACACUCUGAACUCUCUCUCUCUAGGCUGAACGGCAAGCACGUUGUGUUCGGCAAGGUGGUCGAGGGGCUCAACAUCAUCGCUAGCAUGGAGAAGAAGGGUUCCAGCAGCGGCAAGUGUUCCGCCAAGGUCGUCAUCGCUGACUGCGGAGCACUCUGAGCACCCGUCCCUCACUCUUGCCCUUUCACCCCCUCCUUCCCGCCCUCUCUUCACCCCUUGUUCCCUCCACGCAGCUCUAAGUAUCGACCUCUCCUUACUUCCCUCAUCGCUCCCCUCCCCCAGAAUCAGAAAUAUUCCCCUUCAUUGAGAUUAGUUUUUUUACCAUUCCUCUCCCUUAGGGAACGGUUUGUCCUAUGUCUGAAAUUGUUUCAUUUGUGGCUUGCCUUUAUUUUGCAUUUUGAAUUGUCCCAUGAGGACCACUUUUGUUUAACAAAAUCAGAAUAAAGUGGC